GCAUUAAAAGUACAGGUUAGCAAAGUUUUAACUGUCAACAAACUGAAACAAGUCCUCGCCAUGUCCACACCCGUUUCUGUUAGCGUGUGUAAACCAGUUUUCCCACAGCAGAGGUGAGUCUACUCGGAAAGUUUCGGAGGGAAGUGGCUGAAUGUUGAAUGUCGGACGUUGAAAGGACAGAAACCCGCGUUAUGUCAGCGCUGGACAGACACGCGACGGAGCUGACCGUCAUGGACGUUUACGACAUAGCGGCGGUUCUCGGGCAGGAGUUCGAGCGGAUCAUCGACAGGUUCGGCUGCGAGUCUUUGGUCGGGGUGCUGCCUAAAGUGGUUCGGGUCCUGGAGCUGCUAGAGACCCUGGUGAGCCGAGGGGCCGCCGGACAGGAGGCCGAGGAGCUGCGGGAGGAGCUGGAUAGGCUGCGGCAGGAGCGGAGCGACCGAUACAAGCAGGAGAGGAAGCACCAGAAGGAGUUGGAGCUGGUGGAGGACGUGUGGAGGGGAGAAGUCCAGGACCUGCACUCUCAAAUCAGUCAGCUUCAGGCAGAGAACAAGAAGCUGCUGGUGAGCCUCCCUCUCAAAGAGUCCCCCGGCACAGAGGACGACCAGGAGAAACCGGAGGGAAUGUCAGAGAAGGAGAAGCAGAUGAUGAAGACACUGAAAGAAAGAGUGGACAAGCAGAGGGAUGAAAUCCGGGCAAAAGACCACGAACUGACACUAAGAAAUGAAGAUGUUGAUGCGCUCCAGAUGCAGCAGCAUCGGUUGAUAAGAAUCAACCAGGAACUUCGACGCAGGAUAGGAGUGAUGGAGGGUCAGGGUAAGGCACUGAUCCAGCAGAGGGCUGAGCUGGAGGCUUCGGCCCAGGCACAGCAGCAGGAGCUGGGGGCUCUACAGCUGGAGGUCAGAAGUCUGAGAAAGGAGCUCCGGGAGUGGGAACUGGAGAGAGAGGUCACUAACAUAGAGGAAACCUCUCUCAUCACAUCUGUCAUGUCGCCACCCACAUCACCACCGACGACGUCCUCAGCGGCAGCACCAUGUAACUCUACCAUCAAACCAAAUUCAGUGUGGGCAGAGUGUGGAGGAGACCCAGACUUCCUGGCCAACUGCUUUGAGCGUGACAAGAAUCCUUCUCCUCUCCCAAAGUCAUCAAACAGGGAAAAUACUGAGGAAGAGCAUGUCAAUGAUGAGGAAGACACAGAAGCAUUUUUUUUGAAAGUGUCAACUGAUACCGAGCCAGAUGAGGAGACUGACAGCCUGGAGGGGGAGUCCGACAAACCUCGCUUCACCCUGCAGGAGCUCCGGCACGUCCUGCAGGAGAGGAAUGAACUGAAGGCCGAAGUGUUUGUGCUGCAGGAAGAACUUGCAUAUUACAAAAGCGAAGAGUUUGAGGAUGAAGUCAGCGCCAUUGUUUGUAGUCCAUCUCCUCCACCUUGCUCCACUCCCACUGACCAGCAGGAAUCAGGAAUUAGACGCUUGAUCUUCACAGCCAUAAUGCCAAUGGUGGCAGCCGGUUUGAUUGUAGAUGACCCCACGUUGCUGCCAAUCAGAAGGCUUGUUUCCUCUGUAUGAUCUUGAGUUGAAAUUCCUCAUAUACGCCAUGUCGACACCAGUUUGUGUCUCUCAACACAAUUACAUAAAUUGGUUUAAUGGCUGCAGAACUUGGUUAUUUAAAACAAAAUCUGUAUGGUGUUUAUAUACUUGAAAUUGUGAUGAAUGAACCAAUUACGUCCUUACUGGCUUCUACUAUCACAGUGCAUGUUGGUAACAUUUUAGCUGACUUGGCAAGAGCUUCAAAUUAACAAAAUGUGAGACAAGUGGCCAUACAUUGGCACUCUUGCCUGUAUUUAUGGGCUCUCAGGGUUUUGUGGCUCUAUAAAAAGUCAUCACACAUCAGUGUGUCAUUUUAUAUAAGCUGUGCUUAAUUUGUUGUCACGCUGCUGUAAUGUCAAGUUACUUAGUGCCCAAGUUUCUAACUACAUUGCCUGAUCCAAAUACCAAAACAGUGUCACUGCCCUAAAUAGCGCACAGGAUUCACUUACCAGUUUGGCAAGGAGUGCUUGUAAUACAGUAUGGAGUUUUGCCCAGAGUAUGAACAGUUUUCAAAGCACUUUAAAGUUACUGAUCCGUCUCUUGUGCCAUUUAUAUUUUGGUGAAGUUCAGACUCAUCUGAUGGCAGAUUAUUGUUACGGUAUCUGAGUUUUGUUUCAAGAUGUAAUGAAUGAGCUGACCUGGACAGUCAUGUUCCAUUGUUUUCCACAAAGUGACCGUUUAAGAUAAUGUGCUUAAUGCCAGCAGUUAGUAAUCCCCUGAGCUGAUGAAAAGAGGAUGUUACUGUCUACUUGCAGCACAGCAGUGUGGCACACACACACUGUGGUUACACUUAUACACUCAUACUGGUAAAACACACCAGAAGAAACCUAUUCCAGAAAUAAUGAAUGUUGUAAAAACAUGCUAUAAUAAAACAAUAUGUGCAUCUGUAAAAUAAUGCUUGUUUAGAAUAAAGUAAUAAAGUUUAUUUUUCAUCUGUGUUGCUAUUAAA
Acanthopagrus latus (yellowfin seabream) is the source of this 2535-nucleotide messenger RNA. Its product is annotated as RILP-like protein 1. Gene Ontology annotation, cellular component: ciliary basal body; cytoplasm. Gene Ontology annotation, molecular function: protein dimerization activity. NCBI's taxonomy places the organism in Eukaryota, Metazoa, Chordata, Actinopteri, Spariformes, Sparidae. The transcript is spliced from 8 exons. Gene Ontology annotation, biological process: cilium assembly. The record is from RefSeq and is a predicted model, not a curated record. Bases 159 to 1565 code for a protein of 468 amino acids.